GUUAUUGUUGAACUGCCAGAAUGUUCUCCCUGUCCAUGAUGGUGGGACUGGUUCCCAUUGUGUCUCUUUGUGGUUUGUUCUUCUCUGCCGCUGUGGAUGAGAACUUCCCUCAGGGCUGCACCAGCAGCAACAGUCUGUGUUUCUACAGCCUGCUGCUGCCGGUCACCAUCCCAGUCUAUGUCUUCUUCCACCUUUGGAGCUGGAUGGGGAUCAAGCUCUUCAGGCACAACUAGACUUAGAAUGUUAAAGGUUCUCAUCCAGAAAAAUUUAUAUAUUUUCUGACGUAACUUGGGAUUUUUCAGCUCCUUGAGUUCAUGCUUGAUACGUAUUUUUCAAACAACAAUGCAGAGCUCUUAGAAAUCUGCCAAGAUGGAGGUAUUCUGGAUUUUUUUUUCUGUACCCCGACACUAGUCUCAGUGUAAAUGUCAAACGCCUGUGUAUACAACCUAAAGCUUCUGUUUCUAUAGAGAUUAAACAAAUAAAUCUGUGCUGAAUCCUCU
Messenger RNA from Poecilia latipinna (sailfin molly), 500 nucleotides. RefSeq names its product phosphatidylinositol N-acetylglucosaminyltransferase subunit Y. Gene Ontology annotation, cellular component: glycosylphosphatidylinositol-N-acetylglucosaminyltransferase (GPI-GnT) complex. NCBI's taxonomy places the organism in Eukaryota, Metazoa, Chordata, Actinopteri, Cyprinodontiformes, Poeciliidae. The transcript has a single exon. The coding region runs from base 21 to 233 and encodes 70 amino acids. Gene Ontology annotation, biological process: GPI anchor biosynthetic process. The record is from RefSeq and is a predicted model, not a curated record.